Clonostachys solani is the source of this 1326-nucleotide messenger RNA. The record is from the annotation of a GenBank genome assembly. NCBI's taxonomy places the organism in Eukaryota, Fungi, Ascomycota, Sordariomycetes, Hypocreales, Bionectriaceae.
AUGACGCCAACAUCGGCCGAUGAAAAUAAUGCAGCUAGCAGACGAGCCAAGAAGAGAGAGCUGGACCGUCGAGCUCAGCGAGCCGCUCGUGAGCGCAACCGGAACCGGAUUGCUCAUCUGGAAGAGACAAUUGAUGCCAUGAAAGCGCAUGACUCUACUAACAAGGCUGCUGAUUUGAUGGAUCAACUGGCCCAAGUCAAGUUGGAACGAGAUCGAUUGGCUGAGACACUGCAGUCUAUUAGCGAUUUGGCUGGACGUCAUGCGCUUCCAAAGGCAGCGGAACCUGCUCAUCUCGGAGGUAGUCAGAGUGGCCAGCACGCUCUGGGAGGAGUAAGAGCCGCUUCGCCCAUACCAUCAACGGAAUCUUUUGUGGAAGGCCUUGCGAUAGAGUCAAAUUUGGAUCUUCAAUCGAUCGCCAGCCCUCUGCCGGGUGCUGGCCAGUCUGGGACUCAGCCUGUUGUCGAAGCAAACGACCAACUUGACUUGGAUUCUGAGACCCUGCCCAUAUUCUCUGUAUCGGACGGCCUCAUCCUACCGGAGCCCUUGGGGGUCUGCGAUUGUAUUCUGCCCCCGGCACCCGUCGGCGUCACUGGUUCGUCUGCCGCAGCCGAUUCGAGCAUUUGGAAGAGUGCCAAUCAAAUUCUCGGUCUCAGCCCUUCCUUGACACAGAGCACGCUUCGGAUAGAGGAUAAGACAUCCGAAGACUUGCCCGUCCGCGCCAUCCUGCGGGGAUGGAAUUCGUUCGAUAGCGGAGACUUACCACCCUUGUGGCAAAUGCUGCGGCAAACUGAUACCCUCCAAUUCCGAGGAUGUCGAGAUGUGGAAAGACUGGCAAUCAUGGUUAUGAUGCAUCGUAUUCUCCGGUGUCAAGCUGAUCCUUCCAACGAACGGUGGAAAAAACUUCCGCCGUGGCUGCAAGGCAGGCCAUCUCAAAUGCUGCCGCACUCCCCGGCCGUUGAUUUCUUCGUAUGGCCCGGAGUACGAGAACGCUUUGUCUUUUUCCAGCACCGUUACUGCUCAAAUACCUUCUGGAAGGUUUUUGCAGAAUCCUUCCGAUUAUUGUGGCCCUUCGAAUUCCGAGAUUGCUAUCAGAGAAACGUCAUGACCGGAGCAUAUUCUUUGUCACCUGCAUUCGAGAGCCGCCUGUAUGAUAUCAACUGCUGGGCGAUGACGACUGAUUUCUUUUACCACUUUCCAGACUUCCGCUCCGAUAUACCAUGCUCGCAGCAUAUCACGAGCCUUCAGUUCCGACACCAGUCUGAAAGCGAAGACGUGGGACAGCAGAGUAACAACUCUCUGUCAUACCACCUCGACACCAUGUUUUAG